AGGUCGAUGGGUAACCGGAACGGAUGAAAUUGAGUGAGGUCCGGCAAAACGUGGGUUGAUGAUCAUCGACAGGGACUUGUGUAAGAGGAGUUCAACUUAUUUCUUUUCUUUUGUGAAAAACUACGGUUUAGAAAAGGAUAUGAUGGAUACAAUUAGAGAGGAUAUGAGAAAAAGACGUAUAGUUUCGUUGAAACUCUUUCCUUUCAUUUGAAGCCGGAUUUAACCGUAUCCUGAUUUUUCCUUCUAAAUGAUUUCAACCAUUUGUAUGUUUUGGUAGUGAAAAGUAUUUCCUCUCUCGCCGGAGAAGAAACAACGUUAUAGUUCGAUGAUAAAGUUGUCUCAGAGACGUUUAAAUUUCUCAAGUAUCUCACUUUUAUUUCGUAGAAUUUAUUGAAUUUAAAAACUCUUAAGUGUUUCAAAUAUAACUAGCUCAGUAUCUGUGCGAUUGUUUGGAGUUGUAUUAUGCUGUGUGAGUUAAUUUAUAAAAGUGAAACUGUGAAUACUAUUGAGUUUACAACCAUGGUAUUUCUGAUUUCCUAACAGGAUACCAAUACAAUUUGGUGGUUAAUCUGAGAAAUCACAGAUUCUAAUGGUCAAUCGGAGAAUUCAAGAGCACGUUAAUUGAGAUUUGGUGGUCAACUUGAGAAACCACAGCUUUUACAAUGGAAUCAAAGUUGCUCGUCAAUGGAUAUUUGGUAUCAUUUUGGAAUAAUGAUUUGGAUACUAAGGUGAGAGACCUCCGGGAGUUCAUGAUCUGAUGAGACAUGAUUCUGUGCACACAACGGAAAGAGUGGGGCAAUUUGACGAGAAUACACGGCAGCUACGCAUUGGGUGGUGGUCGCGGGGAACGGUGUUUUUUAUGUGGGACUUCAAUCCACAAAACUGUUUUUUCUUCUGUUAGAAAACUAAUUGGAUAUUCCAGCCGGAAGAAAGGAGCUCGAAGUCUGGACUGUAUUUACUUUUGGCUGUCUCUGGAAGAUGAUUCUUCAUAACAUUUGGAAAUAUAUGUAGCUCUAUUCAUUGAUUUUUAAAUUCUAUUGGCACUAGACUAUUAUCAGCACUGCUUUUUGUUUUAUAUCAGGAAUUCAGUCUGUUACUUUGAUCUUCGCUCAAGCUUUGUAUGUAGUGUAGCUGCAUGCGUGUGUUCUAAGCGUUUUUUCCUUCUCUCAAAAUAUUUCGAUUCUACGCACGUUGAGAUGCUUGUUGUAAAUAAGUAAGGCUUUGCUUAUAUAGUUCGAACGUAGCUCUCUUUUCUUCAAUAAGGAGUAAUUUGUGGUUAAUUAGAAAGCACAGUUCGAAAAUUCGUUCAUCGAAGACUAAUACGAGGUGCUAAUUACUAGUCAACUAGUUAAAGGAAUACUCAAACAAUUAAAAAGAAUGAACUACGCUUCGGGAAGGGAAAUAAUGUUCAGUAGCAACUGCCCUUCUUUAGCGAGUGUGGAGAGGGGUAUGUGCUGAAAGAGGCCGUAAAAGCCAUGAACUGCCAGUGUUUCCUCGUCAUCCUCUUCAUCUGCAUCAGCUUUCUUGCUACUUUAGUGCGGAGUUCUGAGGACGAGGAGCGCUUGGUACGCGACCUCUUCCGGGACUAUAACAAGCUCAUCCGUCCCGUCGAAGUUAUGAAUCAGACGGUGGUCGUAGAGUUUGGCCUCUCCUUCAUUCAGCUCAUCAACGUUAAUGAAAAAAAUCAGAUUAUGACGUCCAAUGUUUGGCUACAGUUGACCUGGAUGGACUACCAAUUAGUUUGGGAUCCUGCUGACUACGGAGGAAUUCAAGUACUCCGUUUACCUCCUGAUAAAGUCUGGAAGCCGGACAUUGUCCUCUUCAACAACGCUGAUGGCAACUACGAAGUCCGUUAUAAAUCCAACGUACUCAUCUACCCAAAUGGAGGAGUGAUGUGGGUUCCACCGGCCAUCUAUCAGAGCUCUUGCAGGAUAGAUGUCACCUAUUUUCCUUUCGAUCAGCAGAAGUGUGUAAUGAAGUUCGGUUCCUGGACCUUUAAUGGGGAUCAGGUCUCUCUUAAACUGUACAACGAUCAGUACUGGGUCGAUCUCUCAGAUUACUGGAAGAGUGGCACUUGGGACAUUGUCGAAGUGCCCGCUUUUCUCAAUGUUUACAACAACUCCAAAUAUGGAAAGGUGACCGAGACGGAUAUUUCUUUCUACAUCACCAUCAGACGGAAGACACUUUUUUAUACAGUCAAUCUAAUUCUCCCAACGGUGCUCAUCUCAUUCCUAUGUAUCCUCGUCUUUUACCUGCCUGCUGAGGCGGGGGAAAAAGUGACACUAGGAAUUUCGAUUCUCCUCUCCCUUGUCGUCUUCCUGUUGCUCGUUUCCAAGAUUCUUCCUCCCACAUCCCUUGUCCUUCCCCUCAUAGCCAAAUACCUCCUCUUCACUUUCCUCAUGAACACUGUAUCCAUUUUGGUCACUGUGAUCAUCAUCAAUUGGAACUUCAGAGGGCCUCGCACACAUAGAAUGCCUAAUUGGAUUCGCGUCGUAUUCCUGCAGUAUCUUCCCACCAUGCUCAUGAUGAAGAGGCCGAAGAAGACCAGGCUGCGAUGGAUGAUGGAUCUCCCUGGGGUGUAUCACCAGCAUUAUCACCCCUCCCAUCCACCACCGAGAAGCAAAUUGGAACUUCUCGACGUCCAUCAUCCGAACUGUACAGUGGCUCGGGCACUGUCCGGCAGCAUUUCGUCGGAGAGCAACACUUUAGUGCUCUCAUCAGAAGCCUAUAAAGCAACGGAAGCGGUGGAAUUCAUAGCAGAACACCUCAGGAGUGAAGAUGAAUACAUACAGAUUCGAGAAGAUUGGAAAUAUGUGGCGAUGGUUAUAGAUAGACUACAACUAUAUAUAUUUUUCCUGGUGACAGCGGCCGGAACAGUGGGAAUAUUAUUAGAUGCUCCACAUAUAUUCCAGUAUGUUGACCAGGAUGCAAUUAUUGAGAUGCAUAAAGGAAAAGCAACUAGGUGAAAAUUUCUCACGGGAGGUGCCUCUAUUUUUCAUCCUCAACCUAUACAAAGGCUCACAUGGACAAAGGCCAGUUUGGUAGGAUGCCGAAAUAAAUAAAAGUUUUGCUCAAUUCUCGCCUAGCAUUUGAAGCGGCGAGGGGACACCAGCGCCACCUGCCGGCAGGUGUAAAGAAGAGUGUUUCUUUCUUUUGCAAACUUCCGUCACUUCAAGGAUUGCUUUCUUUCUCUGUUUUUUAAGCAAAAAAGAAAAACUCAACAUCGAACCCUGGUGGCGGACAUUAGAACUAAAGAGUUGCUAGUACUUCGUUUUCUUUCGAAGAUAUGUUUGAUGUCAGAUCAUAGCAUGAAGAAGGAACAAUUGUUUCUAGUCCAAACAAUUGAUUCCUGCUCCUUGUCCUCGGAUCGAAAAGAUUAUGUAUUUAAAUAAAUUUUCCCCUUCACCCUUUUUCAUAAUCUAUUCGAUUCGAAUCAUAGGUUAAUUGACAUGUUUUACUAUUGUUUUUUUGAAAUUAAGGAUCUUUUCGCUUAGAUACUAACAGAAGUUGAUGGGUUUCAUUUUUCCGUGACCUGGCUUUAGUACAUAAAAUAGAAGCGGAAAUAUUUUACUUUUAUCCCAAGACCGGGGUUUAAUGACAUAGUUCUAGUUUGAAAACUUUUAUACGUGCUUUGUAUCACUAACCUAUGAAUGCCGUAUUUAUCUUCAUUCGUUUGGAGGAAAGAAUCGAAAGUCGCAUCACUUUAGCAGUAUUCCCGGGCUAUUAAAUGCAGUUUCUUAUAAUGUUCCACAGAUGAAGAACAAAAAGGUAUGCGAAAAAUAGCUGAAUUUUGAACAAAUUAACAUUCCUGAUUUCAAACAUGAAAUUCAAGAAAGCGUUUUUCAUUGAGCAUUUCCGUUCCAAGUCGGAUAUAUAACUGAGAAAAUUACUGAGUAAUUCUUUGUGAUAUGAUUAGAAACUAGAAUGUUGAAGGAGGACUACGUUUAAACCGCAAAUAUUUAGUUUAUGUAAAACCUUGACGCCUAGUGCAACAAAAUGCGCCUUUAUCAGCAGGAAAUUUACAUUUUUUUGAAGGAAAUUUACAUUUUUAUUACAUUUUAACCAAAAGGGAUAUCCAUUUUGUGCUAUGUAGACUAAAACAGAAAAACAACCUAGAUGAAGGUAGUAUGAAUUCACCUCAUCUUAUUAUUCAAAAUUUUUCGUCAACCCUUGCGUUUGCGGUGAUUUCUGGAUGGCUUUUUACAUACUAAAAAAAGCAAUAGUAAAUGAUCUUACAACUAUUCCACAUUUGUCUAAUACAUGGAAAAUGCUUUUUUUUUUAACUGUCUAUUUUUGGCACUAAUUAGCUUAAUUUGUAAACUCUGAUCUUGAUUUGCUGCAAGUUUCUUUAAUUUUGUAUCAUUCGCCUUUUUUCUACACUGUAAACAAAUUUGGUGUAGAAUUACCACCCAUUUUGAUGUUGAGGUAAAUUAAACUAACAUUUUUUACAGUGCAUGUAGUCAAAAUUUUUAUGUCUUAAAAUAAUAUAAAGGUUGUCUGUAUAUAGUUGCCACAAAAAAUCGUGACAACUAUGCAACAAAAUAUUUUACAGUUUAUGCUAUAGUUUUAUUUAUUUAUUUAAUCAUUUUUCGUAUAUUCAGCACACGUUUUCAUGGGCAUUAGAAUCAAUUUAUGGCUUCAUUGCAAAAAACAUUUCGUUUAAAAUCAAACACAUUUUUAAUAAUAUAUUUGCACUAAUACUUUCAAACAAUUAUUAUUUUGUAAAUUCUACUUAAUUCCUUAAAAGAUAACUACAGUUCUGUAUUUAAAAAUGUAUUUAGUUUACCUUAAUACCAAAAAUGGUGGGAAGUAUACAUCAAAAUAUUUUACAGUGUAGGCUUUUCAUAUUUCCUACGUAAGGGGCACUUUGUUGCAUUGAAAAGGUUUUAGGUUUUUAAGAAAUUAAUUAUUAGAAAUUUUAACGUUGUCCUCGUUCAACAUCCUGCUUUCAGGUAUACAACUGUUAGCUAUACUUUAUGUAACAUUCUUGGUUUUAUAUUAACUCAUAAAAAUGAAUUUUAGAUUUAUAAUUCUUGGCGCACAAUAUUAAUCCGUCUUUAUUGCUUUUAUGCUUUAGGGAAGUGUAUGAUUUUUAAUCAUAUUUUAAGAUCUUAAAUCUUCAGAAAACAGGCUGAAAUGCUAUUUAGAUCAUUCUAAUCUUGAUAUAUUCAGUCCCAUCAUAAUAUACUUUUAUUAAGUUAGCCUUUAAUAAGCUGUGAUAUUUUGUUCAACAGUUAAUCCGUCUCAAUACAUGCUCACUUUUUUGAUACGCAAUAAAUGUUUCGCUACAUUCAAUUAAAGACUGUGUUAAAUAUUAAAUUCUGUACUGUGCCCUAUUUACAUUCAUUCUUUUUUUUUAAAUGUCAAUUUAAAACACUAAAUUUAAAGUUAAUUUAUCGAAUUAACAAGAAGUUUGUCUUUGGAGCACUAAAUUAAAUAUUUCAAUUUAAAAAUUCGAAAUAAAGACCUUGGGAGUGAAAAGUGGUAACCUACAUUAGUGCAGUUUACAGGCGUCACAUUUGUCAUAGGCAUUGCAAAGAUGUGUGGCCCAUUUUCUUUUUUUUAUUUCUCUUUAUUUAAUUAUUGAAUGUGAACCAGUUUAGUAUAACUGGCUCUUACAGGCGUCACGUUUGUCAUAGGCGUUACAAAGAUAGGUGGCCCAUUUUCUUUUCUUUCUAUCUUUAUUUAUUUAUUGGCUGUGAACCAUUUAGUAUAGCUGGCUCUUACAGGCGUCACGUUUGUCAUAGGCGUUGCAAAGAUGCGAUGCUAAUUUUCUUUUCUUUUUUAUCUUUAUUCAUUUAUUGAAUGAGAACCAGUUUAGCAUAACUGUCUCUUGAUAAAGUUUCGCACAACUUGAACAAGAGGAAAACGCUUGUUGUAUACAAUUAUUGAAAGUAGGGAAGUAAAAUCUUAGUAAGGCAUUGGAUAUCACUUUUUAACCCCAAAGGCUUUAAAUAUGUAAAUUGGUUUAGUUUAUUUAUUAUGGAAAAUGUUUAUUCUAUGGUCCUACAGCGUAUUGAAAUACCCUAUUUUAAGUUGUUUCAAUAUUUUAUGCAUAUAGUAAGUGGUAUUUGUUAGGUAUGGAUAAUAUAGGUGAAAUACUGAGAUCAAUGAGAAUUUAAUUUUCUUUCCAAUGCAUCAUCCAAGCAUUACAAAUGUACUGGGAGUAAUAAUCUAAAAAGCAUUUCAGUCUUAUAAAAUUAAAAUGAAAGGCAGUUUAAGUUUCUUCUUUUUGCCCGCGGAAUCAUCGUCGCGUAGAAAAUAAUUGAGGACUCAGCAAAUAUCUCCUUAACCCUCCUCUUUGUUAUUCCAGAUUUGAUGAACGUCUAAACAAAGGACUUACAAGAAGAUAAAUGAAGAAUUAAUUGCUUAAUUAAACUAAUAAUUAAAAUAACUGACGUUUCAGUAAUUAAUUGACAACAUUAAUGCCGUUUAAAGUUAAAUCUGACAGUGAAAAAAAUCAUUUUUAGAUACGUGGAUUUUUUUGGAAGAGCUGAAUAUGCAUGGUGUCAUCUUUUUUAAGAAGAAAUAAACUUCACACUUGCAAUGCUUGAAAAUUCUUAGUGUAAUUAACCAUAAUAUCGUUCAAAUUUACUGCAACCCUAUUAAGGUACAAAUUUACUGUAACCAUAAUAUUACUUCUUAAGCUUAAUUACAUGUUAGUUUCGACUGGAAACAAGAUAAACUUGUUUCCAUUCAACAUGUUUACCUCAAAUGGAAACAAGAUUCAAUUGAAUAACUUAUAUGAUUUUAGAAAAUGUUCAACGUGUUAUGGUUCAACUAGUACCUUGAACCAUAAUAGGGUUCACAGUUUCGUUAACCUUUAAUCAUAAAUGCACUCUUACAGAAUAUGAAAAAAACAACAACCGUGGUAUUUUAAAUAGGGGUAUGACUAAUUUGGCAGACUAACUUUUGCUAUUACAUCAAUUCUAACGUGACUUAGAAUUGUUUUGGUUACUAAGUACCAGCCAUAGUGGGCUCUCUUUCAUUCAUGGGAUCUGACCCGACUCGAUCGAUCUUAGUUCAGUGUAACUAUGUAAUUUGUUUUUGAACUGUGCAAUGGUAAAUAAUAUAAAUCAAACUAUUAUUAUACCAACCGUAAAUAAACUGUUAAAGAAAUAGUUUGUGGAACCAGUUUUAUCAUUUUUACUCUGAUUUACGUAAUAGUCUGCGCCGAAAGGUUAAAAUUCAAUGUAAUAUUUAACUGAAUCUUGUUUCUAUUCAAGAUAAAGUAUGUUAUAGUGUAUGGCUUCUUGAACGUUUUGAUAUGGGAACCUCAUAAUAUUUAAGUAAAUUUUAAGGGAUCUCAUAAGCUUUGCUGACGUUCUAUACAAGAGUAAGUGUAGCUUUCAAUUUCUUUACUUAUUGGAGUAUAUUCUUGCAAUUUUUGGUCAGAUAUUUUAAUUUUUAUUCAUGGAACAAUGUGAAAAUUUUAAUUAAGUAGCAAACUUAUAAUAUAAUACAAUCACAUGAUCUGAGCUUUAUUGGGUAAUUGUAAGGUCAUUAUAAUAAGUUAGAGAAAUAUAAAAAUUUCUGAAAUUUGUAGUGACCCCUGAUGCAGAUCCCGUGACUCCAAUUAGUAUCACUACCCACAGUUUAAGAAACUCCGGUACAGUGUAAUGAAGGUUAAGAAGAACUAUGAUAUGGUUUAAUAUUUUUUGCUCUUCUUGAAUUAUCUUAAACUUAAACUAUCUUUUUGAACUUUUGAAUGGAAACACGACUUAAUUAAAGACUUAUUAAGGUUUAAGAAAGUAUGUAACGUUUUAUGCUUUCAAUGUUGAACCAAGUUUAAAAAUAGUUUAUGUUGCAUUCAUAUUUAGCUGUCCAAUUCAUACUCCGAAAUGAUUUAGUAAAGGAUGAUAUACGUAUUGUAUGAUAUACAAGAACGAACAAUAUCAUAUAUUUUUUUUUUGCACUACACUGAAACUUAUUAUGGGAUUUGAUUAUUGGCUAGCGAAUGUGUUUACGAAUUAAGUAAUAAAUUUGUGAGAUGUUUCUUACUAUAUGGGACAUAUUUUCGGAUUUAGCAAGUUUUGGCAGUUGAUGAUGAAUACUGCUUACGAAUAAAAGGUAUUUCAUGAAGUCCACGUAUUCAUCCGUUAUUAUUAUACAUCUGUCAAUUUAAUUUAGCAUCACCAUAUCACGUUCAUUAUCGCAUGUUCUGCACAAGCUCCGUAGAGAGCCAAGACUAUUCUGUAGCUUCUGUGCAGCGCAGAACAUGCGUUGAUGACCAUCGUAUGUUGAGGCUUCUUAAAAAUGCCGAAUUCAUCUAGUCAUACGAUGUAUAGUGAUUUUUUUCUUACUGUCAUUUAUAAAAAAAUUUUUUUUUUAAAAUUCUUUUUCAAAAUUAAACAAUAUGUUUGCAAGAAACUGUAACUUAAGGGCUUCGAGAUAAACGUUUUAGAGGUAAAAACUUUUUAAAAUAGUUCCUUUCCGGGCUAUCUCAGUAAUUGGUAAAUUUGUUCAUGAGACUUUUACACAUCAAAUCUGGAUUGUUGGAAUUCUGCUCAAUUUUGUAGGGGGUGUUAAAGGAGAGCUCCUCUUAGAAUUAAAUAAUAUAUAAAAAAUAUGCUGAGCGCAUGAUAGUGUUUAUGAAAUGAGAGGAAAAAUAUUUGGACUUUGAAGCCAUCAAAGUAAUAGAUUCAGCAUUUUAUACUAGAGGAACCAGAAGUCACUUGCAUUUACGACGUGACUCAUCAUUUUAGAGAGGGCGCUGUGAGCGACUGUGAACUACGUGAAAACUUAUCGCGAUAAGUUUGAACGCUCUGUAGUAGAGUAAUAUUUCAGAAAUAUGAAUGAGAUUUAAUUUUUACGUCUUGAUGGUGCUGUGUUUCUACUCCUAGAUCGAAUGGGGGGACAAUUAAACCUUAGCAUUAAAUUAGAAAACUGAAACUUGUCUCCUCGCUAAACAUAUUAUUCUUUUUCCAUGGAAUGUGUUAUUUAUACUAUUGAAUGCAUAUUGAGUUUCAAAAUUUUAAACUGAAGGAAUUAAAUUAAUGAUUUGGUGAAGAUUGAAAGGAUCUGGCAAGAGUAUUUGACAUUUUGAAUUAUGUAACUAUCAUUUUUUCUAGUUAAUCUUAAAUUAAAUCAUAACUCUUGGAUAUAGUUGGAAUCAGUGUUGAUUAAGCAUUGUUGUAAAGACGUAAAAGUUUUUUCUGUUAAUAUCCGUUAUAAAAUAUAUAAAUUGAAUUAUUAUCUAUUAAUAAAUUGAAUUAAGUAUAAAUUCAAUAAAUCCGUUAUAAAAUUAAUACUCGAAACUUGAAUGUGGAAUUUGAAUUAUUGGUUAAACAAAUUUGACGACCUAUUAUUAAAAAGUUCUGAAGUUUGACAUUACUUUUAUUAGAAAUUUUAUUAUAAGCUAAUUAAAUAUGGUCUAAGAGAGAGCCAAACAAUUUUAAAAUCGCUUAAAUUAAAGUUUAUAGGUUUUUUUGUAGGCAAUUUACUUCGUUUCGUAAUUGUAAUAUUCUUAAACAGUUCCGAAAUAUAUUUAGUAAUAGUUUUGCCAACUAUUUUAAACUGUUCUUUUCAAAAUAAAAGCUUU
This is a messenger RNA of Parasteatoda tepidariorum (common house spider), 9541 nucleotides long. Its product is annotated as acetylcholine receptor subunit beta-like 1. Gene Ontology annotation, biological process: monoatomic ion transmembrane transport. Lineage: Eukaryota; Metazoa; Arthropoda; Arachnida; Araneae; Theridiidae. Gene Ontology annotation, cellular component: postsynaptic membrane. The record is from RefSeq and is a predicted model, not a curated record. Gene Ontology annotation, molecular function: acetylcholine-gated monoatomic cation-selective channel activity; transmembrane signaling receptor activity.